AAACAAACCAGCAACAAAUCCACACUCAGUUGGACUCCUUCUGUUUCUAGGAUUUCCAUCAUCGUAUUAAAAGCUUUACUGCUCAACUUGAGGAAUCCUGGCUAGCUCUAUAGUUGUGUCCCUUUUCCCACUUGGUGAGAGCUUGUUCCACAGUCGUCCGUCCAUCCUUGUCGCGCCAACGACGUGCACUACAGUGGUCUUUUGCUGCCUGGUUUAUGGUCUCGUGAGCGCACAGGGAGAACCUCAUGGCCAGAUUACUUUAGCUAUCACCAAGCGAGUUUUCGAUCAGCGCAAGUAUCUAGAGACCGAAGAUGGCGAGCAAUCUCCCCCGAGAGCUGAUAUUCGUGAUCGCGGAACACCUUAACCGAGAUGGUGGCUCCUUGCUACCAUAUGCCCUCGUCUGCCGUAGCUGGCAACCUGUCUUUGAAUCUUUCAUAUUUUCCACCGUGACGGUACACAGCGGCGAAAGGGAUGGCACUAAGGCUCGCGAGCAGAAGGGGUUCUCCCUCGAGGAUUUCAAGAGGGCAACGUCGGGCCAGAAUUCCAGGCGCCGAGCAUGGAUUCGGGAAGUUCGAUACGAUAUCAUUGUCCCAUAUGAACUACUGGACUGGAGUAAUACCAAGUGGGACGAAUCCUAUACAGUUGACAACCCGGUUCGGAAAGCCAACGACGAGGCGUUCCAGGCGGCAAUGACUGAGCUUUUUACAACAGUACUCAGCUCUUGGGACCAAACACACCGUCUCUCGCUACAUAUUGGACUCCUUGGGUGCAAACAAGGCUUUGAGCUGGAACCUGGCACCUCCAGAUAUGAGGACGCCGGCGACUACCGCUUCGACUUUACAGAUGGGCGAACCGAGGCUCUACCUCCUUAUCGCGCACGGCUAUCUGAUUUUGAUGCUCUAUCCAUCGUCCCGUGCGUUGAUAAACUUACCUUCAUCAAUUCGAGACAUCGAUUCAAAGAGCCAUUUCUCUUCUACGAGGAGAAGGAUGAUUAUGAGGACGAGUAUGACCCAGAACAAGAUCCCCGACCACGCAACAGAUGGCAUCAAAUUUGGGCUGGGACCGUGUUUCAGAUCGCGGAGCGUUGUCGGACCAUCACCGAGCUACAUUUGAAUCUAGAUGAGUACGUGCGGCCAGAUCAUCUGGAGUACAUACAGGAACGCCGUGCCGCGGUUGCUGAAGGGGUACGGCACCUACCAUCGAGCUUGAGGGUCUUCAACUACCUCGGCUACAAGGAAGAGCCGUGGAAGGAAACAAUGUCGGCCUUGAACGUCCUCAACGCGGGUGUCGACACCUUGGCAGGUAGUCUCCGGGGUCUAACCUAUGUGCUUAGAGAGCUACGAUUGACCUAUGUAACCAUCUCUCUGGACUUCCUGUGCCCACUCAAUCCCGAGGGCCAGCCCACCGCUAACUGUACCUCCCACUGGCCCAACCUCCAAGUCUUGACACUGCAUAGAUCCCCACCUUUCACCCCACAAGGGAAAUGGCUCGCACUCCCAGACACCGAAGAGCAACAGAUAAUCGACGAAGUUAGCGACUGGGAGACCGAGAUCUGCAACACCGAACGUGGAUUCAUCAGCCGCCCCGUCCUUGACGCGGAGCAAAUCCAUCGGCUAUCAAUCUCAUGGGGCCUCGCUGCUCGGCAUAUGCCCCAGAUCGCCGUGAUGGAGUAUCAUAUGACCCAUGGGAGCUCAAAGACUGACUUUGAGGUUCGUAUGGGCGACGAGAUUACCCUGCGCUGGAAGAGCCGUUCUACCUACGUGCCGGAUCAGAGAGUUGCGAAGGCGUGGGGUUUUGAUUUGAAGGACAUGACCUCGCAUAAACCGCUGUCGUACUCGGUAGUACUGCCUAGCCGGCCUGCUGGGACAGAGUGAGGUGAGUACGGGAUCAAGCUCCUGAUGGUGUUGGGGAUCGCUACGUUUGUAUGCAGUUGAUUAUUAUCAUACCAUUCGCAACGUACGCGACAAGACCAUUGGAUUUGUUUCUUUCAUGCUUUUUCCAAUCUCCGGCAUCAGGAUUUACUGUGUAGGACACUUCCGACGUCAUUCACUGAUACAGAUGCUCGGGUCUCUCCAAACCAACCUCACCCGCUCGAAAAUAAUACUUUUUGUCCGGCGACAGAGUCCCUCCGCUCUUCAGAAGACCAGUUUGUUUUCUGCAUGCCCUGCCCAGCUUGCUCAGGCAUUUGACCAUCUUGACCGAUUUGCGCGUCGAAUAGCUCGUUGCGUUCCGCCAAUCGCCAUGCCUCUCCACCUAUCAUCUAUACCUCCGCGCUUUCCAGCAGCCAAGCAACCAAUCACGCCUCGUUAUAUCUACAUGCUUGCUUUUUCCUGUCGCAAAAUUGCAGAGAGUCCCUAAUUUCGACAAUUAGCGAGCAGUCAUCUCCAGUUCGUCUUUCAACCCCGCAGAGGCAGGGUUGCGAACGACCAGCUGGCGCUUGCGCAAAAGCAAACAGAUUCUAACCAACACUCCGGCCGCACCUUCCAUUUUCCUGCCUAUUUCCAACCUUUUCCCCUUCUACGAGCCAUCUCCUCUCCAUUCCCUUUCAUGGUUGCACCCUUCAAGUUCCCCAAAAUGCCAAAAUCCGGUCGUGGUCAGAGAUCGAAAAAUUAGUUAUGCGGGCUAUUCCGGCGCAAGCACCGCCUCAACCGCGAUGAAGAGAGCCAGGUACCGUGCUCUAUUUUCUCCAGGGACGCGAAUUUCCAAUGGUACAGCCUAACAAUCUUUCUUUAUAGUCAAUUUCGCCCGUCCGGAACCCCACGCGAACCCCUGCCGAAUUCAACGAAGCCUCGUGCUGCCCGGACAUCCUUGAAAACAAAGCCCUCGAACGAACCCCUUCGCCCAGGUCCUCAAACGCCCACGAACCACGAAGCAGUAAACGUCAGACUGCAAAAUCUGGAUAUGGAUUCCAAGGACCAAUCUGGUCGAACACCUCUAUCAUGG
This is a messenger RNA of Aspergillus calidoustus, 2943 nucleotides long. The record is from the annotation of a GenBank genome assembly. NCBI's taxonomy places the organism in Eukaryota, Fungi, Ascomycota, Eurotiomycetes, Eurotiales, Aspergillaceae.